Molecule: messenger RNA, 3279 nt
Organism: Paramormyrops kingsleyae
Lineage: Eukaryota; Metazoa; Chordata; Actinopteri; Osteoglossiformes; Mormyridae
Product: alpha-actinin-2
Molecular function (GO): calcium ion binding; protein binding
Source: RefSeq, a predicted model, not a curated record
AUGAUGAUGAUGACCCAAGAAGAGAUUACAGCGCAGUAUAACAAUGGAUACGAGCAGGACUACUACAUGGCGCAAGAGGAUGAAUGGGACAGGGACCUCUUGUUGGAUCCGGCUUGGGAAAAGCAACAGAGGAAGACGUUUACGGCCUGGUGCAACUCCCACCUGAGGAAAGCGGGGACACAGAUUGAGAACAUCGAGGAGGACUUCAGGAACGGCCUCAAACUCAUGCUACUCCUGGAAGUCAUUUCGGGUGAAAGGCUCCCCAAACCUGACAGAGGGAAGAUGCGCUUCCACAAAAUAGCCAACGUCAACAAAGCUCUAGACUACAUCACCAGCAAAGGCGUGAAACUUGUCUCCAUUGGGGCAGAAGAAAUUGUGGAUGGGAAUGUCAAGAUGACCCUGGGAAUGAUCUGGACCAUCAUCCUCCGCUUCGCCAUUCAGGAUAUCUCAGUUGAAGAAACCUCUGCCAAAGAAGGACUUCUUCUAUGGUGCCAGAGGAAGACUGCCCCCUACAGGAAUGUCAAUGUCCAAAACUUUCACAUCAGCUGGAAAGACGGCCUGGCAUUCUGCGCCCUGAUCCACAGACACCGGCCGGACCUCAUAGACUUCACCAAGCUGAAUAAGGACGAUCCUGUUGGUAACCUGAACCUGGCUUUGGAAAUCGCUGAGAAGCACCUGGAUAUCCCCAAAAUGCUGGAUGCUGAAGACAUUGUCAACACCCCCAAGCCCGACGAGAGAGCUAUCAUGACCUACGUGUCCUGCUUCUACCACGCUUUUGCCGGAGCUGAGCAGGCUGAGACAGCGGCCAAUAGGAUCUGCAAAGUGCUUGGGGUGAACCAGGACAAUGAGAAGCUGAUGGAGGAGUAUGAGAAGCUGGCCAGCGAGCUGCUGGAGUGGAUUCAGCGCACGACCCCCUGGUUGGAGAACCGGACUCCAGAGAAGACCAUGCAGGCCAUGCAGAGGAAGCUGGAGGACUUCCGCGACUACCGCCGCAUGCACAAGCCGCCCAAGGUGCAGGAGAAGUGUCAGCUGGAGAUCAACUUCAACACCCUGCAGACCAAGCUGCGCAUCAGCAACCGGCCCGCCUUCAUGCCCUCUGAGGGCAAAAUGGUAUCGGACAUCACCGGCGCCUGGCAGGGCCUGGAGCAGGCGGAGAAGGGCUACGAGGAGUGGUUGCUGAGCGAGAUCCGGAGGCUCGAGCGCCUCGACCACCUGGCUGAGAAGUUCAGGCAGAAGGCCGCCACCCAUGAGACCUGGGCACUGGGUAAGGAUCAGCAACUGUCACAGAAGGACUACGAGUCUGCGUCGCUGACGCAGCUGCGAGCUUUGCUCAGGAGGCACGAGGCCUUCGAGAGCGACCUGGCAGCCCACCAGGACCGAGUGGAGCAGAUAGCUGCCAUUGCUCAAGAGCUAAAUGAGCUGGACUACCAUGCCGCAGCGGCUAUCAAUGAGCGCUGCCAGACGAUCUGUGACCAGUGGGACCAGCUGGGGACCCUGACCCAGAAGAGGAGGGAGGCUUUGGAGAGGACAGAGAAAUUGCUUGAGACCAUUGAUCAGCUGCACUUGGAGUUUGCCAAGAGGGCGGCGCCAUUUAACAACUGGAUGGAGGGAGCUAUGGAGGACCUGCAGGACAUGUUCAUCGUACACACCAUCGAGGAGAUUCAGAGUCUCAUCUCCGCCCAUGACCAGUUCAAAGCCACACUUCCAGAAGCGGAGACUGAGAGGCAGGCCAUCUUCGGGAUCUACAACGAGGUGCAGAAGAUUGCCCAGAGCUACGGAAUCACCAGCAACCUGUCCAACCCCUACAGCGACAUCACACCCGAGGAGAUUUGCAUCAAGUGGGACAAGGUAAAGAAGCUGGUUCCUCAGAGAGACGGCUCCCUUCAGGAAGAGCUUGCCCGCCAGCACUCCAACGAACGCCUCCGAAGGCAGUUUGCUGCCCAGGCUAACCUCAUCGGACCCUGGAUCCAGACCAGGAUGGAGGAGAUCAGCCACUGCUCCGUGGAGGUGAGCAGCACGCUGGAGGACCAGAUGACGCAGCUUAAGCAGUACGAGCAAGCCAUCAUCAACUACAAGCCUAACAUCGACAAGCUGGAGGAGGACCACCAGCUGAUCCAGGAGUCGCUCAUCUUCGACAACAAGCACACGAACUACACCAUGGAGCAUAUCCGAGUGGGCUGGGAGCUGCUGCUAACCACCGUCGCCCGGACCAUCAACGAGAUCGAGACGCAGAUACUGACCCGCGACGCCAAGGGCAUCAGCCAGACCCAGAUGAAAGAGUUCCGCUCCUCCUUCAGCCACUUCGACCGGAAGAAGAAAGGAGGGAUGGAGACAGAUGACUUCAGAGCCUGCUUGAUCUCCAUGGGCUAUGCUCUGGGGGAGGCGGAGUUUGCGCGCAUCAUGACACUGGUGGACCCCAACCAGACGGGCAUGGUGUCCUUCCAGUCCUUUGUCGACUUCAUGACCCGGGAGACGGGCGACACCGACACGGCCGAUCAGGUCGUGGCCUCCUUCAAGAUCCUGGCCACUGAUAAGCCGUACAUCCUGGUGGAGGAGCUGCGCCGCGAGCUGCCGCCGGACCAGGCCGAGUACUGCAUCAUGAGAAUGCCCCCCUACAACGGGCCCGAUAAGGUGCCGGGAGCGCUGGACUACACGGCCUUCUCCACCGCCCUGUAUGGAGAAAGCGACCUCUAGUGGUCGCCUGUCUCAUGCUGCCUUCUUAAAUCCCCCUUUCCACGACUCGCUUUUUUCUCUCCUCUCCCUGUGAAUCCUGAACUGCAUAAAAAGAAACAACAUGUUAUGCAGUAUGGAUAAUAUAUUAACGUGUGGUACCUCGUAGUCCUUAGUAUUUAAACGCAAUGUUAAAAACGUUAAAAUCCAAAGGGAUCACGUGCUAUAGAAGCACAAAGAUGCAAGAAGAGUUAACCGAAACCUACUCUCAAAUCUCAAAACAUUAAGUAAAUAACUUUAAAGAAAGAACUUGGUGCAGCACACUAAACACCAGAAAUAACAAUUUACGCUCGUGCCUAUGUCGUCAUUUACACAAACCAUGAUAGACUUCGUCCAAAAGGAAAUACACAGGCUGUCCCUGGUAGCGUUCAUUCUGCUCCCGUACUACUCUAAAUUGUGUUUGGGACACUAUGUACCGUAGAAGAAUGAGCCAGAACCGGUCAAUCAAUAGUUAAUGUGUUAAUGUUAAAACGCAUUGUAAAAUUUGAGCAAACUGUUUGUACUUUUCCACAGACUCGAACGUAAAAUAAACCCAGUUAAGAAAUUUAA